Clonostachys rhizophaga is the source of this 1923-nucleotide messenger RNA. Lineage: Eukaryota; Fungi; Ascomycota; Sordariomycetes; Hypocreales; Bionectriaceae. The record is from the annotation of a GenBank genome assembly.
AUGCGCCUCACACUCGCGACUCUCCUGGCAUGCUUCGUCUACAUGACAACUUUUGUAUCUGCCAUUUCCAUAAGCUAUCGCGUCACCUGGAAAGAGGGUAAAAAGGAAGGCGCAGAAGCCAGCUCCGAGGAGAUCGAAACCAGUCGCAAGGACUCAGUGAUAAACGGCGGAUGUCCAGUUGCUUUCGAAUAUACGGAAAUUAACCAUCAAAAGCUAUCCCUCAUUGUCCUGGUCACAGGAGCUGGAAUCCCGAUCCUGUUGUCACUGCUCCGGUUCAUACCCUUCCCUGCCACUUUGGUUGACCAAUUUCAUGGCUACAUCAUUGAGCCUCCGCUGUUCGGAGGACGCCACGCCAGCCCGAUAUUAGGUGUGGGACUCGUCCCAACUAGAGGCCAGUCUCUUUUCAUUCUGUACCUGAUUGUCAUCAAUGUCGUAUUUGUGGCAAUCGGAUAUCAGCCUCGCCAACCAAACUCCUGGUGGGAACAUGGCCUCUGGGAGGAAAUCCUCAAUUAUGUGGCAAACCGCACUGGGAUGCUGAGUUUUGCCAACCUCCCGCUCCUGAUUCUGUAUGCAGGUCGAAAUAACCUUCUUCUCUGGUUGACAAGCUGGUCAUACUCCACCUUCUUGUUGAUCCAUCGCUGGGUUGCCUUUCUCUGUGUGCUUCAAGCCGCUAUUCACUCGGCUCUUUGGUUGCAUAUUCAUGUAGGGAUCUCUCAAGACCAUAGCGAAAUUGCGGCUGUCCCUUACUGGUACUGGGGGAUCAUCGCGACGCUCGCCCUCGUGCUCAUUCUCCCUUUCUCCCUACUGCCAGUCCGUCAGAAAAUGUACGAGUUCUUCCAUGCGGCGCAUAUCGUUCUCGCGAUUCUGUCUAUUGUCGGAUGUUGGUAUCACAUCAUCUACCGCUACAAACGUCAAUGGGGAUACGAAAAUUGGGUCAUCAUGGCUUCUGUCAUCUGGGCUUGUGAUUGGGUGCUUCGGGCAGUAAGAAUGACUGGAAAUGGAGUUAAAAGGGGUUAUAUCACUAAGCUUGGCGACGAGUACAUUCGCGUGGACGUGCCCGGCCUGAACUGUCCAGGCCACGCCUACAUGUACUUCCCUACUCUCACGUGGCGAGUCUGGGAAAGUCACCCCUUCUCGGCAAUCGGUAUGUCUCAAGUUACAGGUCCGGAAACGGGGUCAAACCAUGUUCAAGCUCCCGAACCGAAAGUCAUUGACUCCGAAAAGUGCGUUGGAUUGACGAGUGUCGUUACGACAGGCGAAACCUCGUCAUCCACCUCGCCGCAGGAGGGUGACUCAGCUGCUCAUGUAAUAAAAGUAGGAGCAAGCUUCUUUAUUCGCGUUGAAAAUGGUACAACAUCUCUUCUUGCAGCCCAUGCCGGUAAGCCUGAAGGGGUACCUCUAUUAGCUGAGUGCUAUAACCAUCAAUCUCUUCUCGGCCAUAGUUUUCAUGGCCAACCGACUCCAAAUCAUCCAAAUCUUGUCAUUAUUGCAGGUGGAGUGGGAAUCACCGCAGUUCUGCCAAGACUCGCCGCAUCGCAAGUCCUUUUCAAGAAACCGGCCGGCAGAAGAACGCUCUAUUGGGGUUUACGUGAGGAGGGUUUAGGGCUCUUGAAGGCCGUGGAAGACAUGAUUGGGGGGCGCGUUGAACACAAGGGAGAGCCUAGAGUAGUCAAAGGAGAUCGGGAAUGUCACAACCAGACUGAACGGAAGUGGGGUGAUGUUGAUAUUCAUAUCAGGGUUGGAGAAAGAUUUGACUUUAGGGCCGUGAUAGAGACGGAGCUAGCCACAACUCAUGGCCAAGGAGGCACCGUCAUUCUCAUAUGUGGCCCUCGAGGGAUGGCAGACGAGGCCAGAAUGGUUGUUACUGCACAUAAGAGAAAGGGUGUUGCCGUCAGGCUAGUCGAGCAUAGCUUCUCUUGGUGA